Molecule: messenger RNA, 1477 nt
Organism: Amphimedon queenslandica
Lineage: Eukaryota; Metazoa; Porifera; Demospongiae; Haplosclerida; Niphatidae
Product: deoxycytidine kinase-like
Exons: 10
Coding region: 583-1413 (276 amino acids)
Biological process (GO): nucleobase-containing compound metabolic process
Cellular component (GO): mitochondrion; cytoplasm
Molecular function (GO): deoxynucleoside kinase activity; ATP binding
Source: RefSeq, a predicted model, not a curated record
UCGGACGAACCCCCUAUUGUAGCUGCAAAAAAGUUUUAGAUUAGCUCCUGUCAUGAAGAACAGCACUGCAAAAGAAGGAUUAACAUUUUGGCAACAGCGAGAAGCACAGAUAAGCCAUUUUAGCUGAGUCAGCACAUGGCUGAGAUGCGUAAAUUAAUACCACGCCUACCAACCACGCCUAUUUUACUCAAAAUUUUCGCUGCGCGCUGCGCGCGCAGCAAUUUCCGAACCCCCUAUUUUAAGUUCCUGGCUACGGCCCUGAUAACAUAGGCUUUGUAAUACUGAUAAAACAAAUUACAUGAUUGCUGAGAUAGUCCUUUAUACAGCGUUUUAUGAGAAUCUGUACAACAAGCUGGGAUCACAUUACAACAGUAGAAUCUGUAUACGAUACUGCUUGUAACAUGAUGAUAGAUAAUGUACUCAGUCACCACACCACAAAUUAAUGUUCUCCAGACUAUAUAAAUCUACAGACCAAUUUUUCUGCAGGCUCAGAAUUCGAGUAGGAGCUAGUUACGUUCCAUAGAUAAUAUAUAUCUUAUAUAUACCAGGCUACCUAGCUCCGCCCAGUAGACACGUGGUAAAAUGCUUCUCUUAAAAAGUUUUCUAAUCUCUAUCGCUUCUUCUAAAAUGGCUGAGGUCCCUGCCAAGAAGUUUUGCUCUAGUCUAGGCAGAGAAAUAAAAAUAGCUGUCGAAGGAAACAUUGCCGCGGGUAAGUCAACUUUCCUUAAAAUACUCGAGUCUCAUUCAACUGGUUAUCAUGUGAUUGGGGAGCCUUUGAGCCGCUGGACUAAUAUACCAUCAGAUGACGAGGAUGUUACAAGUUCCCAGCAGUACGGCAGUAACCUCUUAGAUAUGUUUUAUAAAGAUCCUAAACGUUAUGCUUAUACCUUUCAGACUUAUGCUUGUUUAAGUCGUUUAAGAGCUCAGUUACGGGAUAUUCCCCAACACCUUCAAAGUAUACCUAAUCCUGUUAUAUUUUAUGAACGAUCAGUUUACAGUGACAAAUUUUGUUUUGCUCAGAAUUGUCAUGAAAGUGGUCUCAUUAAUGACGUGGAGUGGUCCGUCUACUGUGAUUGGCAUUCAUUUCUAAUUAAAUAUCUUCAUCUGGAGUUUGAUGGAUUUAUAUAUCUUAAGUCAACUCCCGAAGUUGCAAUGAAAAGACUCAAGAAAAGAGACAGACCAGAGGAACGUGGGGUUACAUUGGAUUACUUGCAGAGUCUUCAUGAUAAGCACAAUAACUGGCUGAUUGACAACAAAACAAAGCUAUUGCCCUCAGUACUACAGAGUGAUGUGCCAGUCCUAGUCAUUGACUGCGAUGAAGACUUUGAGGACAGCCAAGAGAACCAAAAGGAAAUAUUAGGAAAAGUUGACAAUUUCAUUGACUCGAUUUUAAAAGCGACCAAUGAUACAUGACAAUGAUGAUUAUCAUUAUUAUUCUUUUUUGUUGUUUAUUCCACUAUACUAAUUAAUUAUUCAU